This is a messenger RNA of Xylona heveae TC161, 1048 nucleotides long. RefSeq lists its product as hypothetical. Bases 155 to 733 code for a protein of 192 amino acids. Lineage: Eukaryota; Fungi; Ascomycota; Xylonomycetes; Xylonales; Xylonaceae. The transcript has 2 exons. The record is from RefSeq and is a predicted model, not a curated record.
AUAGUUAUCCUGAAAUCUCUCUUCAAGAGGUAUUGUCCUUGUAAGGCACAUAUCAAAUUUAUUUAUAAUUCAUAGAAGGGCAUCAUUUUGGUAUCAUUGCAUUGCAUUUCCCAUCACAGCUUCAGCAAAUCGCGCUGUUGGCGAGCCAUCCAAAAUGCUUCCCUUUGAAUCAAUCACGCACCAAAUCCAAAAAGGCUCAAAUAAUACUGGGGAUCAGUCUAGACAGGCAGCAUCAAAUUCCAACCAAAGAGAAGACGCUCCGCCAUCUUAUUCUUGCGCGACUACCCACAGACUUCCAACAAAUUUCAUCUUCGCGGGCCCACAAGCGUACGGAGACAGCGACGAUAGCCAGGUUGACAUGGCGGCCCCUAUAACCCUGAAAAUCGACAUGUCCACCAGAAUCAUGGGCCAUGGAAAUUUGAUUGCCGUACCAAAUGUUGACCCUCAAACGACCAGCACGCGUGUGGCUGCUGGGAUGUUGGCCGCAUUGCGACAAAUGUCCGCUCUGAGCGCAUUUGAGACGGAGGACGGGCGAUCAAGACCUGUCGAGAUCAGCAUACUAUCAGGGAUCAACGUUACUGGAAGCAACAAUGUUUUUGGUGUCGCAAAGCCCAAAGCUCGAGAGACAGUACAUAAUAACGGGGGACGAGACAAUGAGCCGAAUGCACAGCAAGCUGCGCGAAAGAGGAAAGCAGAGUCGGAGCCCCCAGAGUCACGACCAUCAAAGAUCUAGAGCACCGGUAGCGCCGAGGAGAUUUCCAGAGGUCUCGCAUUUUCCUUUCUAGGGCUCUCAUUUUGCAGGCGUUAUAAGAUGUUUUGACGCUCUAUCUCGCUGCUAAGGAUCGCAUUCCAUUUAACCAACUGUUGUCGACAUUGGGAGACGUUUGAAUCAUCUGCGUUUUAAUAUGCGCAUCAGAACGCUGUGAUGUUUGAGGAAUAAAUUGCAUGUAGCAUGGCCAGGGCCCCGAUAGCAUUUUAAACCCACGAAUAUAGGUAGAGCUGGAGAUUCCGUAAGAAAUAAGAAGAAACAAGAAAUGAAAUUCCUCUG